ACAAGGCACGUGGGGUAUCACGGGUAUAUCGGGUACUAUGAAUGCCGAUUCCGAAUUUUGUAAGCGGCUUUCUUUGUGUCUACCCUGAUGCGUAUCGCGUGCCUGAUGUCCAAUCGCUGCUAUUCCUGCAUAACAACAGCACAAAUCCGCGUCAGCGCUCCAACUCGACACCCGAGAGUCAGCCACCCCUCACGGAUAAUCUGCAGUAUUCAUGUAUGCAACCCCUCCAAGCCGAAAGUCCCAGUUCAACUGCUCGUUCUGGGCUCGAAAUCCAUCUCUCGAGCUGACAUCUAUCCUGCGACCGGGCCGCUGCGAUGCCAAACCAGUCGAAUGCCAAGGAGUCCGCGGCGGUGCGAGUUGGUCCCCGGAUGGGUUUGAAUAGGCGGGAUUCGUCGAAUAUGUGUACGCCGAAUCUAAUGGAGUUCCCCCUUGAACAGGUGACUGAUAAUAGCCCUGGGACGGCGGUUGGAUGCCGCCGUAAUUCUGCUCGUAGUCGUAGUACGUCGGGUAUACAUCUUGCGGCAUGCUGCGCCGGGGCGCCUGCUGCAUGAUCAGGUGGCCGUGGUGAUGAUACUGGAACUCGGCCUCCGACGUAGUACUAUCCGGGCUGCCGAUGCUUUCGGACUCGUCGACGAGCAGAGCUUCUUCGAGCACAGGCCGGUACUCGCAGUGCAGCUUGCGCUUCGUGCAUCGCUCGCACGUCUUCAGUGGCUGAUCUUCUUUCACCAGGCACUGGAAACAGAUCAACGGAGGUUGGUUAGUUGUUCGUGCAGGCCAUGGGAGUGCGCCGACGCGCCAACGCGAAAACGGGAGGGGGGUAGUUAGAAGAAGUCGGGAUCAUGGCUGACACAAUCCUUAUAUGCCCUCACAGUUUAUGUCAACUGCGGUGCCGGCAAGAUCGCUGUGCCGGAUUGAGUCAUCCUAUUUCUGGCCUCGGUGCACAUCCAUCAUCCGUUCCAGCCAGUAGACCCAAUCCGUUCGCGGUCGUUCCGAGUCCUGAAUGAUUGAAGCACGGCGGAUGAUCCCCUGCGAAGAGUGCACUGUGUGUCGAAAGAAAGUUGGUAGGCAUGCUAUUUGGCAGAUCGACAGUUGUCCCUACGUCACCCGACAAAUUAGAGAUUUGGUUUCUGACAGCUCUGAGGAUGCCCUGAAGAUCCCACAGACGCACACAUCGAAUAGCACUCUCUGUGGUGCCGACACGAGAGCUCCAUUCGGAAUGGAAUCAGAACUCUCUCCCGUGUAAACACACGCACUGCCCACACAUCAACGCCGGUGAUCUCAAACCGCAAUCACGCGAUAGACAGAAAGCCGUAGGCAGGCUUCUUGACCAAAGCUCCGAUCAGGCGCCCUUGUCGCGGAUGAAAAGCCGCGGCACAUCACGCU
Mycena citricolor is the source of this 1383-nucleotide messenger RNA. The record is from the annotation of a GenBank genome assembly. Lineage: Eukaryota; Fungi; Basidiomycota; Agaricomycetes; Agaricales; Mycenaceae.